AUGGAGUUAGUUACAGUAGAUAAAACGGCCGAGAUCGUUAACGAGUACCGCAAGUACAAUGCGUCGUCGGCGCGUGAUGACGUUGAGUCAGGACGGGACUCUUCAUCUGGUGACGAAUCAAAUAGCGACGGCGAUGUUGGGGCAUACGCUAACAAGGGCGUGUCCUCCCCUCCAAAACCAAAGGAGAGGCGCGUGAGGCGCUUAGAUGACAUCGGUCCCAAAGCCGGCCAGAAAGAGGACAAGCGUGACAACCGAAAGGGGCGUAAGCGCCGUCAACAAAAGAGAGGCACUACUUCCCAUGCUGCGUCUGAAGGCGACGAGGAGGUCGAGGACGGCGGACCCGUCAAAGAAGCUCCGUCAGCAGGCAGGCGUGCAGGACAACGCGGUAGAUGUUAUGACCGUAGCGGGAGGGCUGCGGAGUAUCAUGGCAGUCCAUCUGGCCGCCUAGGAAUGUCUGCGCGUGGCGACGAGCAGGAACAUGGUGAGCUUGAAGGGCGUGGUGGUGGAAAGCGCAACAACGUGAAGGCGGCGGCGGCAAAGGGCAGUCCCUCGGGGAGGCUCUCGCAGGAGGUGGCUGGUGGCGACGAGCAGGAACAUGGCGAGCUUGAAGGGCGUGGUGGUGGAAAGCGCAACAACGAGAAGGCAGCGGCGGCGGCCAAGGGCAGUCCCUCGGGGAGGCUCUCGGAGGACGUGGCUGGUGGCAACGAGCAGGAACAUGGCGAGCUUGAAGGGCGUAGUGGUGGAAAGCGAAACAAUGCGAAGGCGGCGGCGGCAAAGGCCAGUCCCUCGGGGAGGCUCUCGCAGGAGGUGGCUGGUGGCGACGAGCAGGAACAUGGCGAGCUUGAAGGGCGUGGUGGUGGAAAGCGCAACAACGAGAAGGCAGCGGCGGCGGCCAAGGGCAGUCCCUCGGGGAGGCUCUCGCUGGAUGUGGCUGGUGGCGACGAGCAGGCGCUGCCCAGGCCCGUUAUAGAAGGGCUAGCAGAGCAGCGAGGUGGUGGCGGUAUCGAUCAGGAUGAGGACAAGCCUGCAGUAGUGACUGCUGGGAAAGAACAUGGACGUGAAGCUGUGAUUCCGUACAAACGACGCAAUGCUGUGAACUCGGCCGGUCGCGACCGAAAUGCGAGACAAGCUCGACAAGGGACGAAACAGUAUGUUUCGAGCUCGUCGGGUUCGGAGGAGGGAUCCAGUGACAGUGAGUCAGGCAGCUCAUCCGGGAGUGAGGAAGUAUACGAGGACAAGGAGGAGGAGGAAGAGGAAGAGGAGGAUGAGGAGUUGGAGCCGGAGAGCGAGGAUGCGGAGGAGGCUCGGCCUUUGAAGAGGAGGGGUGUGCGGAAGACCAAGAAGGGCAAUGGAAAGCGAAAACCGGAGACAGGACGGGUGAAGAGCUAUAAGCAGAGUGUGCGUCGUGCCAAACCACAUGGCAAGCGCCAGAGACCUCGAUUCGAAGCUAAAAUUGUGGGUGUGCGUAGCAAGGAGAAGCGGGAGUUGGAUUUUUACGAGUCCAUGGGGCAACGAUGUCCAUCAAGCCCUCAUGAUUGGAAAGCCACCGACACGUAUGCUGCGUUACGCGAGCAGAUGGAUUCGUCUGGGAAGGGAGAUCCGAUCGCUUGGGGGUCAGCGCGGUUUGGCAGGGAAGCGACGGACCCGCAUGCAAAGCUUUCGGGGGGGCACGCGGUUCAGGUGAAAAUCGAGGGAGCAACGAAGCGGCACGAACCCUCGGCCGCCGCAGCAGCCAAUGACGGUGUGGGAGGAGGUGUGUGGGCGAAUUCCUUGGGUGAAUGUGGCGGCGGUGUGGAAGGCUCCAUGUGGGAUGUACGGGAUAGCAGGGGAGAAGGACGAGACUUGAAAAUGGAUCCGGCGACUAAGGAGGGGAGGGGCGAGAGCAUGGGCACACCUGGCGCAUCCAGUCGGCCCAAUGUGGCUGGCGGCAAGACGGUGGAGCAGCUCAUUUGGGAGCUUGCCCAGCGGGAUCGCGAAAUUGCGGCACUCAAGGCAAGGCCAGGAGCCAAAGGACCUGUCAAACCCUGCACCCCUCCGUCUAGGCCUCCUCGUAUUGCGUCUCUGUCGAGCGGCCCAUCUGCAGUGGGCCUCGAUCCAGGCGUGGCGCCAGAAAGCCCAUCGACGGUAGACGUACCGGUCCGUCGAACGCGUGGGAUGCCCAAGCCCAAGCUGCUGAAGAGCCCCUCUAAACAGUGCUGCUGGUCUGGUGUGGGUGGCAUGCGGCGCAGAGAUAGCAGCAGCACUCUCUGUCAUCCCCACGUGCCCAAUCCCUUCUUUCCGCUUGCUCCUCCCCCCCCCUCUCUAUCCCACCCCUCUCCCUCCUCUUCCAGAGCCCCUCUAAACGGUGCUGCUGGUCUGGUGUGGGUGGCAUGCGGCGCAGAGAUAGCAGCAGCACUCUCUGUCAUCCCCACGUGCCCAAUCCCUUCUUUCCGCUUGCUCCCCCCCCCCUCUCUAUCCCACCCCUCUCCCUCCUCUUCCAGAGCCCCUCUAAACGGUGCUGCUGGUCUGGUGUGGGUGGCAUGCGGCGCAGAGAUAGCAGCAGCACUCUCUGUCAUCCCCACAGCCCCUCUAAACGGUGCUGCUGGUCUGGUGUGGGUGGCAUGUGGCGCAGAGAUAGCAGCAGCACUCUCUGUCAUCCCCAUAGCCCCUCUAAACGGUGCUGCUGGUCUGGUGUGGGUGGCAUGCGGCGCAGAGAUAGCAGCAGCACUCUCUGACAUACCCACAGCCCCUCUAAACGGUGCUGCUGGUCUGGUGUGGGUGGCAUGCGGCGCAGAGAUAGCAGCAGCACUCUCUGUCAUCCCCACAGCCCCUCUAAACGGUGCUGCUGGUCUGGUGUGGGUGGCAUGCGGCGCAAAGAUUGCAGCAGCACUCUCUGUCAUCUCCACAGCCCCUCUAAACGGUGCUGCUGGUCUGGUGUGGGUGGCAUGCGGCGCAGAGAUUGCAGCAGCACUCUCUGUCAUCCCCACGUGCCCAAUCCCUUCUUUCCGCUUGCUCCUCCCCCCCCUCUCUAUCCCACCCCUCUCCCUCCUCUUCCAGAGCCCCUCUAAACAAGCCCCUCUAAACGGUGCUUCUGGUCGCGUGUGUGGCAUGCGGCGCAAGCGUGUAGCGGGCCGGGCUGCAGCGGGGGUUGUGACUCUUAAGCCCCUGUUCAUGCCAUCCGUUGGUUCUUCUCCCACACUCCCCUUCUCCCGCCCCCCGUUUAACUCCCGCCCUCCUCUUCUCUCCCGCCACCCCCUUCUCUCCCGCCCUCCCUUCCUCUACCGCCCUCCCCUUCUCUCCCGCCCUCCCCUUCUCUCCCGCCCUCCCCCUAUCUCCCGCCCACCCCUACUCUCCCGCCCUCUCGCCAUUCAUUCCCCCCCGCCCUCGAUGAGGGAAACAGCGGGUCAGCUCGUGGGGAAACAACAGAGACGGGCUCCCGUUUGCCAACGGCCGAUUGACCAGGGCCUAUCAAAGGUUAAGAGGACUGACUGGAACGUCUCCAACUCCCACCGGAAGAACAGUGAAUGGAUGGGGGGUUUGCACCGUAAUGUGCGGUGGAUUAUCAAGGACCACUUCACACGCCACACCCCCGUGUACAACACAUACGUGAAGGGCUUCAAGUGGGGCGACCGUGGGCUGUAUGUUCACGAGUCAGGAUUUGAGGCCUUCCGGGGGAAGGCUGAGCUUGAUGCCGAAACGAAGGACCUGAAGGAGGAAGAAAAGGAGGUGUACGACUCGGAGGACAUGGAGGAGGAUAAGGAGGAGGAGGAUGAGGAGGAGGAGGAGGAGGAGGAGGAGGAUGACGAGGAGGAGGACGAGGAGGAGGAGGAGGAGGAGGAGGAGGACGAGGAACAGGGGGAUGCAGAUGAGGCAUGCGUGGAGUUUAAAAAAGGGGACAGCAGGAGAGGCAUCACAUACGUGCGAGGAGAGGCAUUGGUGGAGACAACAAGGGGGGCAUCAGGGAAGGCACGUGUGGAUAGAGAAAGGGGGACAGCAUUACGGAGGGGAGUGGUGCAAGGGCCGCAGCAGUAUAGGCAUGACCGGAUAGGACAAAGCAAGCAGCAGUAA
This is a messenger RNA of Closterium sp. NIES-65, 4047 nucleotides long. Lineage: Eukaryota; Viridiplantae; Streptophyta; Zygnematophyceae; Desmidiales; Closteriaceae. The record is from the annotation of a GenBank genome assembly.